Messenger RNA from Cebus imitator (Panamanian white-faced capuchin), 2405 nucleotides. RefSeq names its product ankyrin repeat domain-containing protein 62-like. The transcript is spliced from 8 exons. The record is from RefSeq and is a predicted model, not a curated record. Gene Ontology annotation, molecular function: protein binding. The coding region runs from base 563 to 1453 and encodes 296 amino acids. NCBI's taxonomy places the organism in Eukaryota, Metazoa, Chordata, Mammalia, Primates, Cebidae.
UCAAAAAUAAAUAAAUAAAAUGAAAUGCUGCCAAUGUUAGUCUUAAUAAAUCAUGAAUUAAAAGCAGGAUUCCAAAGUCAGAAAUGUUAAAAUGUGACAAAAUGAGCUUCUUAGUUGAAAUACAAUGAUACCUCUAAUCCUUAAAACAUAUUUCAAAGUAGGUAUAAUUGUAAUGUUUUACUUAAUUAAAAUGUUUUUGUAAGUAGUAAUGCUUAACGAUUAUUGAGCUGUUAUUUGUGCUGAGAACUGUUGUAAAUGCUUUGUAUAGAUUCUCAUGUAAGCAUCACACUGGGAGAUAGCUACUAUUCUCAUCUGUAUUUUACUAAUGAGGAAAUUGAGGCUCAUACGGGCUCGCCAGUACUGAAUGAGUGACAGAGCUUAAAGUAGGAAUCAAGCCCAAAUUGAACUGAAUCCAAAGGCUAAGCCCUUUCUAUUAAGCAACCUGCUCUUUCAUUAUUACGGUAGGUAAUAAGUGCUAAGAAAGAUUGAACUUUCUUCACAGAAAAGUAACUGUUAGUUUUUAAGGUAAAGGGAUAACAUACUAUUUGAUGUUUACAAUUAAAUGCAUCAUUGUUUGGUUUGGGAUAGUGCACUACAAUUGCCUAAAAUGUCCUCUCACUCUAAUAGGACUGCUCUACAUUGGGCGUGUGCCCAUGGCCAUUCAGGAGUGGUAACUCAUUUGGUGGCUAGAAAAUGCCAGCUUAACCUCACUGACAGUGAAAACAGGACAGCUCUGAUCAAGGCUGUACAAUGUCAGAAAGAGGUUUGUGCAUCUAUCCUCCUGGAACAUGGCGCCGAUCCAAAUAUUACAGACAUAUAUGGCAACACUGCCCUGCACUAUGCCAUUGACAAUGAGAAUAUAUCAAUGGCGGGAAAACUGCUUGCAUAUGGUGCAGAUAUUGAAGCAAGAAGCCAGGGUGAACUUACAUCACUUUUACUUGCCAUAAAUAGGAAAAAAGAGCAAAUGGUGGCAUUUUUGUUGAAGAAAAAACCAGAUUUAACUGCUGUAGAUAAUUUUGAAAGAACAGCCCUCAUACUUGCUGCUCGUAGUGGAUCAACAAGUAUAGUCCACCAGCUUCUUCAGCAAAAUAUUGAUGUUGUUUUCCAAGAUAUAUCUGGAUGGACAGCAGAAGACUAUGCUGUUGCUUAUAACUUUCGAGACAUUCGCAGACUAAUUUCUGAAUAUCAAGCAAACAAGAAACGUAAAAGUCUUCAAAAUAGCAAUCCAGAAGGAACAGCUAAGAAGAUCGCACAUUUCCCAAAAGGAAAAGCAAGUGCAAAAGUGCAUGCUGCUACCAUUGAAGACUGCAUGAACAGGCUUUCCUGCAGACUGGAUACCUUUUUAGGGCAUACUUCACAGGAUGGUGACUUCAAUUUUAAAUUCAAGGUAAAGUGGUCUCGUGAAAUUAAUAUUCUCACUCUGAAUCUACUUUUAUAUAGUAUUUACUCUUAAAAUUUAGCAAUGGUCUACCUUUGUUUAUCCACAGGAAUAGAAAUUUAGUUAAGAAAACCAUUUUAUAGAUAUAUAACUAGGUAAAUUUAUUUUUUUAACUUUGGUAAAUAGCAGAUAACUGAUAAAUACUUUGAGGGAAUGAGAACUGAAAAAGAGAAUGGGCUGGAAAAUACAUAAUGGCAGGAAAAUUAUACUACAAGAAGCUUCCCCACGAAAGAGGAAAUGUGAAAUUUGGUCAAAGCUCAUUGGAAUAAAUUUCUUUACUGUGAAUUUUAAACCAUACUAACUGACUUUUAUAAUACUUAUCUGUUAAAUGAACCUUUAAUGGGUCUAGUUACUUGUAGUAAUCAUGGAGCCUCCCUGUUAACCAUAGCAUAUAGUUGCUUUUUUCUUCUUGACCAUUUAUUAUUUUGGUAUUAUACAGUUUUUGGCAGAGAGUUUUAAAAAAUUUUUAUCCUUGGUUCUGUAAUUAGACUAAAACAAUAUUGGCAAUAGCGGGAAUUUAAUUAUGCAUGAUGUCAUGUGCCUGCAAUACCAGAUGUUCAAGAGGCUGAGGCAGGAGAAUUACUUGAACCCCAGAGUUUGAGACCUGGGCAACAUAAUAAGACUCCAUCUCUAACUUUUUAAAAAAUUAUGGAAGACUAGAAAUUAAAAUUCUUCCUCAAAAUCUGUAUGGCAAAGAGAUUCCACUGUAUUUUCUAAGUCACUAAGGGCAUAUUUUAAAGUCUUAAUCUAAUUGAAGAAUACAUGUUUUGUUCAAAAUAAUAACAUACAGAAGUAAGCAGAGAAUUUUAGUAUUGAUACAGUAAGACUUUAAUUUCAGAAGGCUUUUGGAAGUGCAAUUUUCAGAAAUACCUACUCAGAGUUCUUGUAUCUCAUUCUAAAAUUUCAAAUCUGAGGCUUUUCUAUCCAGUUAUUUAAAUAAAAAAUUUUAAGCUACUAUAUUACUAUG